Molecule: messenger RNA, 1212 nt
Organism: Sebastes umbrosus (honeycomb rockfish)
Lineage: Eukaryota; Metazoa; Chordata; Actinopteri; Perciformes; Sebastidae
Gene: ap1s3a
Product: adaptor related protein complex 1 subunit sigma 3a
Exons: 5
Coding region: 234-698 (154 amino acids)
Biological process (GO): intracellular protein transport; vesicle-mediated transport
Cellular component (GO): membrane coat; intracellular membrane-bounded organelle; AP-1 adaptor complex
Molecular function (GO): clathrin-cargo adaptor activity
Source: RefSeq, a predicted model, not a curated record
AUUCACCUGUUGGCCUCGGCAGCCAAUCAGCUACUUGAGCUCAGCCAGCGGGGCGUGGCUCUCUGACUGGAGAAGGUGUGAGGUGUGAGAGCAUUGAUUUCUGGGAAGAUCAACAAUGUCGCUGCAUCUGAAAACACACGAGAUACAGUAGGACUCUAGGGGGUCUGAGAUAGGCUUUAUUAUAAGCCUGAGGGGUUCGAAUUUGGGUGACGUCUAUUCACUGCUGUGACAAAAUGAUGCGCUUCCUGUUGCUGUUCAGCCGGCAGGGGAAGCUGCGGCUGCAGAAAUGGUUCACGCCGGUGACAGACCGGGAGAAGAAGAAGGUGAUCCGGGACAUGAUGUUGGUAGUGUUGGCCCGUCCGCCACGUUCCUGCAACUUCCUCCACUGGAAGGACCUCAAGAUCGUUUACAAAAGGUAUGCGAGCCUGUAUUUCUGCACUGGUCUGGAUAACCAGGAUAAUGAGCUGCUGACCCUGGAAGUGCUGCACAGAUAUGUCGAGUUGUUGGAUAAAUACUUUGGCAGCGUGUGUGAGUUGGACAUCAUAUUCAACUUUGAGAAGGCUUACUUCAUCCUGGACGAAUUCCUGAUGGGAGGAGAAGUUCUAGAAACAUCCAAAGUAGCUGUUAAUGUAUCGAUGGAGGAGUCUGACACACUCCAAGAGACGAUGGAGGAGUACAUGAGCAAACCUGCCUACUGAGCCACGAGAGGACGAGGAUGUCUCACAUUUCAAGACUUGAAGCAAAAGGUUUAUUACUCCGCAUCAUUUUUAUUCAGUGACUAAUAACGACUCAUUUGGCAUAAUGCCGACUUUUCAAUAUGUUUGGAUCUGCAAGUGCCUUUUUAAGCCUCAUAUUUAUUAAUCUUAGGGUUUUAUGACGGGAUAUAUGACUGAAAAGAGUCUUUAUUUAAAUAUGUUUUUGUAAUCUCAAUGGUGAUACAGGAGAGACAGAAUAGAAACUGAUGCAUUGUGUGUGAUGGUGAGUAAAUGAAGAAACACUACACAGUAAGGAAAAAUAAAGUCAAUGCUUUAUUAACCUCAGGAAUGUCACAUAUGACCACAUUUAAGAAAGAAUUACCAAAAAAAAACACAAGUGAAUCUAAGGGAUCCAACACUGAUUCUGGUUGUGUGUGUGUGUGUGUGUGUGUGUGUGCAUUGAAAGGCUGGUGAGUCACAUGUACUGGUUGUUUAUGUUGUUGAGCAACAAACUCGU